Mycena citricolor is the source of this 5196-nucleotide messenger RNA. The record is from the annotation of a GenBank genome assembly. NCBI's taxonomy places the organism in Eukaryota, Fungi, Basidiomycota, Agaricomycetes, Agaricales, Mycenaceae.
CCCAUUGCAUCUUGGCCAUUUACCACGACCAUCCCUGCUCUCUGCUCCCCAGAUACACUUCAUCAUACAUCACUCCACGAUGCUUCUGCUCCCUACUUUCAUCCAUGGCCUUGGCCUUCUUCUCGCGAUCACCGCGUCCUUCAAGUUUAAUGUCGUAGCUCCUGGGGAUCUCGUCCACUGGCUGCUCGCCCCCGCACCACUUUACUCGGAUCCGAAACUGUUUGAGGAUCAUGUGCAUCCGAUGCGCAGACUCGAUAUCUUGGAUUACUAUUGGCAAGAGGACGACGCGCAACUGCGUAGAGUGCUUCCCUUCAUGGACAAGAUUGCUGUGCUGUUCAAGGAGAUCGGGUACACGAACUACACUUGGGACUCGGACGUGGUCGCUGGGGCAUACACAUUCUCAUUUGAGCGACCUCGCCGAGUGUACGAGAACGACACGGACGACGACGACAAGGAUGGAAAGAAGGUGACCCCCGUUCAACACGCUGCGCCCGGGUGCACUUGUCUGGGCGAUUCUGUGAUCUCGCCCAGUGUGGAUCAACCCCAGACUCCUUCUCCCAUCACUGCAAGCUCAUCCACAGUUGUGGUCGUGCCUCGCCCGGCGCCUAACACAGCCACCCGCACCCUGGACGUCGAUUUGAUCAUCUCGCCCAGUGUGAAUCUUCUGGAUGGGCUUGUCUCCACUGCAACUGCCGUCAGUGCGUCUUCUCCCCACGCUGCAACUCAGAUGUCUGGGACCGCGUCCGUUACUCAAUCUGCGCCCUCAUCUCAACACACAUCUGAGCUCAAUCUUCUGGCUUCUUUGCUUCUUAUUGCUUGCUUCACCGUCUUCUGUAUCAUGUACCGACUGCGAAUGCUUGACUUCACUUGCUUGGCUGAGACAGACACUGCACCCACCACCACCCCUGUCCUCUCGUGCUCUCCUAGCUUGCAAGUCCAGGUGGCUGCGACGACGGCGGACGACGAUAAGACUCAAUGCAUGCUGGUUCUGGUCGGGCUCGCCUACCUUGCUCAAGUCGCGUCAAAAUCAACUACGUAUACUGUGACCGACGAGCGCACUGUUCCUCUCAGCAAGGCUGACUUCUUGAACGCACCCACGCACGAGAUCAACAAUGAGGCUCACUCGUCUUCUUCGUUGACAGUGGUUGCGAAUGUACCCAGCGCUGCGGAUGUUGACGACCGCCGACCAAGUUUGUUGUUCCCAGAGAACGUGGGUCCAUGCUUCAUGGAGUUCGAUGAUCGAGAGUUUCUGGCCUCUUCAUCCAUGCCUCGCAUCGUCGAGCUCACGAGUAACGAUUCAGACCUGAGUGCAAGCUCAGACGAGGUCGAUGGCAUCGAGUUGCCCCCCUCAGAGUCCUGUAAGCAUUCAGCUCCCAACGACGAGAUUGAGAUUGCCUCUCUGGAGUCCCAGCAAGCUGCCAUUGAGCCUGCUAUAGCUGCACCGUUUGGAGUCCCCCAGCCCACUACUUUGCAAACCAUUCUUCCCAGUCAAAAAGCAAACCACUCUUCGCCUACGACAAGGGCCCCUCGAAGCUCCGUCAAGUCACGACUGCCAGUGCCGAUCUCGAAGCAGGGGAAGGCCCCGAUGUCCCGUCGUGCGCAUGAGCCGCAAGUCGUGCGGGAGACUGCUGCCGGUCGAGAUCCUGCGCCAGCAAGCGUAUCACGCUUCCGCUUCGCGCCAUCUCAGUACCAGCCGACGGUCAUAUAUGCAACAUCUCGCCUUCCCAGCAUCCAAACUCCUCGUUCGUACGCAUACAUCCAGGGACCGGUGCAAUCACCCAAUCAAUCACUCGCUUCCUUACGGCCCAUCCACCACAUAAACCACCCCCGGGCCGGGGCCUGGCAGGGUUGAGCGCACCACUCGCCACGACGAUAGUAAUGACGACGACAAUCUGGCCAAUGCUUUGAACCGGAAGAAUCGCAUCUUGCUGCUCUGAUAACCCAGCCAAUAAACGCGACCGAUCUUGAGUAACGUGCUCAGACGUCGUUGGCCGUGCUAAGAAGUGGGGACGCCCCUUCGCAGCACGGCGGCAAUCUGGCCGUAGCGGGGCUGACGGGCCUUUGCUGCGGUGCAGAGGGUUAGGUGAUGAGCGCGGCUGUGUGUUCCAUGGUGCGAGCGUGGGAGGGGAGUCUUCGUCUGUCUGUCGUCCGCACGGAAAUCAACCACUACUACUGUCUCGUCUCGGUCUCGGUCUCUCUGUGAUCUCUCUGGAUUUGGAUCUGCUUCAUCUUGGAUUUGCACGACUCUCUCCCCCUCUCAUAGAUUCGCUCUGUAGAUCGGAGUUGUGCUUCAUAUAUUGCUUCAUAUAGAAUGGAUUUUCGUCUGUCUGGUUCUGGAAGUAGCUGCAGGACAUAGCCCUGUAGUAUGCUGACCUCGCGCCACGCAAGUGUUGAGAUCCGCUGGUGACAUGAGCAAAUGGACUAGAUCGCCCGGCAUGACCGAAAGAUGGAGAGAUGCAAUCGGCUGCAUCCAACGAUCAUCCCCUACAGGUGGACACCGGGUCCGAAAAAUCUUGUCCAAGCGCAUGCUGAGCACUCGAGAAUGAUUCAGAUACUGACAAGCAGUUGCGAUCGAGCAACACGCACCUCUCACGAGCACAUCGUGCUAUGAGAUUUCCAUUUUGUCGUCCUGGUCACCUUCGUCCUCCUCUGAGUCUUCAUCUACGCUGCCAGGCCGCAGCGCAGUCUUGAUUCCGUUCAAGACGCUCUUCGCUGCUACCAGCGCCAGACUUCUGGCCUGUGCCAGCUCGUCCUCGUCGAACAGCCCCUCCGGCGACACCGAGCGCCAAUUCGACCAAACGCAGCGCGGCGCGUCCGGCUCGCCUCCGAACGCAAACGCGAAGCACCCGCUGGCGUGAAGCGGACCCUCAUCCUCGCUGGGGUCAACGACGAGCGCUGCGCGGGUCUUUCCCACGGCCACUGCACACACGACGGCUUUCAUCGGCACGGACCCGGCGUUGAGCAGGGCGACGGUGCUGGCGUUGAUCAUCGCCGCGACGAGCGCGUCGGGGGUGUUCUUCGCGGGACUGCGCACGGGGCUGAGCGCCUGGACGACGAGCUGGAUGAGCGUGCGGGGGUGCUGCGAGAGGAUGAGCGACGGGAGGAGCGCGGCACGGAUGGCGGCGGCGAGGGAUUUGCUUUGCGUGUUCGGCACGUUGGAGAGCGGGCGGAGGAGCACUUCGAACGUCGCUAGGGACGGGUUCUCAGCUGCGAGCCGGACUUCGACGGGCCCCGAGAUCGAGGCGAGCGCGACGGUGGAUUUGCCUUGCAAACGUAUGGGUUAUUUUUCAUCGCGGAGGAAAGAGUGGGGACGAGUGAGGUACCGAAGCUGAAUCUGGCAGAGCCGUCUACUCGUGCGAGUCGAUCCAGAGAUAUUUUCAUGCUUCGAAGGGCUGCUGGAUCUCCGCUAGGACCGCGACGCGAUGUGUCCUCCAUGAGGAAAAGACGGCACGAUCAAUAGUGCACCGCCACCAUCGCUGAAUUCCCUGGUUAGCCUGGCGACCGUCCCUCGCGACCACUCCUCCCGAGCCUCCGAAGCCGGCCCGCUGUGAAGACCGCCAUGAUGCGUUCGAGAGUGGAGUCAGAAACGCAUGUUCGAGAUGUGCAAUUGAUCUCCAGGUUGAUUCGCAAGUGUGAGUCCCGGAUCCAGACGUGCCCGGGCACGCUGCGGCUGCCGUAUCGCGCCGGGCGGUCAUUGCGAACUCCCAGCACCUAAAGCCGCACGAACGUACUUGGAAAUGCGACCCUGCUUUGCACAGAGGAGCCUCAAAAUUCAAUCAAUGCGCUAUAUGAACCGCGAGCCGUCAUGGCAACCUGAUAUCUUCUCGCGUGGCCAUACUUGGACGGGAAAACAAAAAUCCAAAAGGCUCCGAGCGUACUUAAGGCGGCUUGUCUCGAGAACAGAGCCGCAACUUCCUCUCUCUUCCGCUCCUUUGUUUUGCUAGGCAAGACGGGUCUUGUCGUGUGUUUUUCUCUGCCGGUCUUCAGUCUUUCCACCUACACUCUUUUUUCGCUGCUGUGCAUCACUCUCUGACACCAUGUUUUGGUACAAGAACCUUGUCAUCGCCACUAUCGCCUCUUCCGCGUUGGCCAGCCCCAUCCGUCGCAAUGUGUUCCUGCAAGAGCGAGAUAUCACCACCACCUUCUGUGCUACAACAACAGUUCCUGUCAUGACUGUCACGUCCACCGUCACCUCGACCUCGACAUCGACACACGUUGUCACCGCCACGGUCUCCUCCGCGGACGCUGCCGCGACCACUGCUGUCGACGUUGUGAGCACCACCGAGCCCUGUGUCGGUACUGUCACAGUGACGGCCACCGCUGCCGCUACGGACUCCGCUGCUGCGGCUGCUACGGACUCUGCCGCUGCUUCUGCGACCGACUCUGCUGCUGCUGCUGCCACCACCGCUGCCGCUGCCAACAACGCCGCCGCCGCGACGUCGACUGAUCCCUGCCCUCCUGAUGUCACCGUCACGGUCACCGGCGCUGCCGCUGCUGCCUCGGCUACCGAUGCUUCGUCGGCGUCGGCUACUGAUGCUGCGUCUGCGUCGGCUACUGAUGCUGCUUCGGCGUCAGCCACUGACGCGUCCGCCGCGUCAACGGCUGCUGCUGCUGCAUCCACUGGUGCCUCCGCUGCCAUUGGCAACUUCGGCUCUUGCUCUGUUCCCCAGAUCAAGUUCGCCACCGGACUCGAUGGCCGCAGAGAGACCGCUUUCGCGCCGGUCGACCAGAAGUCGUACAACCACGGAUCUGCGGACAACAUCGGCGUCGUGACAUCGUUCAUCUGUCUCGCUUUGACUAACAGCUGUGGUGCUGACGCCACGGCCAAGGCCACCUGCGCCAAGGCCCAGGCCCUCGCCGCCGCUCAGACUCCCUUGGUCGGUAUUGGUGCGGAUGCUUUCAACUCUGUCUUCGGCAUCACCACCAACUUCAACAACGUCUCUGCCGUGAGCAACACCGGCACCCCCGUCGCCGGUACUACCGGGCUCAGCCUCGCAGCAUGAGCGGUGAAGCCAAGAUACAAAAUGGUCCGACAUGUAGCACUAUCACGAACACCCUGGGGUGUUCCUUUUCCUUUUGCCCCCUUUUUUCACGGUUCGACUGAAGAGCCUAGACCGGUAUACUGUAGCUACACACACACAUUGUCACCACCACCCUGAUACCUAGCAAUUCAUCUCGUCGGAUACCCAAUCUUUC